Messenger RNA from Paramecium tetraurelia, 832 nucleotides. RefSeq lists its product as uncharacterized. NCBI's taxonomy places the organism in Eukaryota, Ciliophora, Oligohymenophorea, Peniculida, Parameciidae. The transcript has 3 exons. Gene Ontology annotation, molecular function: ligase activity. The record is from RefSeq and is a predicted model, not a curated record.
AUGAAAUAUACAGUGUUAGUUUUACUUUUGUUUUUCUUAGAAAGUUAAACUUAGGUUCUAGUGACACCGAGAGUGUAAUGUAGAACAAAAAAGUGUGAGGGUGAUAACUUCUGUUUUCAAGGUUAUUGUACUCCAUGUGAGGGCCCAAGAAGUUUAUGGAUGAAAAGAAAGCCUUAAUGGGGAACAAAAGUUGGAGAGGCCCUAAACGUGCCUGCUUAUUCUAAUUUUGGCGAUCUUGAUGUUUUAGACCCAAAUAAGGAUGAAUAUUUGUUAGAUUCUCAAAUAAAUUUUGGAGAAGAAAUCUAUAUCGGAUAAAAAUAUUAAUGUGUUCAUUAUGCAAGGAGAUUUUGGAUCACUAACUACAAUACCACAUUUGGUUCAGUUGAAAGGGCUGAAUAAAUAUUUGAUCUCUAAGAAGCAUAUAACUUUGAUAUAAAAUAGAAUAUAUCACUAAAGAAAUUUUAGAAUGGUGGCGUAGAACCACCUAAAGUUGGUGAUUUGUUGAUUUGGUAAAAAGAUGAAGGAGAAUUUCCUUAUGGACAUGUUGCAGUUGUUAUUUCUAUUGAAGCUGAAUCUGCUUAUCCUCAUAUUUUGAUUGCAGAAUAAAAUUACGAUUAGGCAUGGGAUACAAGAAACUUCGCUAGAGCAUUAAAAAUUACAAAAGGGGAGAAUAGAGAAAUAAUUAUAUCCAAUAAUAGGCAGACAUUCCCCAGUAAAGAUGAUUUGAAGUGUAGAGAUGACGAAAUAGCAUCUCAUGGUGUCAUUCUAGGCUGGGUUCGUUUGGAAUUACAAUGAUUAAUUUAUAAAAAAAUGCAUUUUUUAAUAUUGAUGU